Heterotrigona itama is the source of this 3248-nucleotide messenger RNA. Lineage: Eukaryota; Metazoa; Arthropoda; Insecta; Hymenoptera; Apidae. The record is from the annotation of a GenBank genome assembly.
AUGCAAAGAAAACGGGAUUAUAAGGUAUAUCAGAUCCUCUUAAAUUCAGAAUGUAUGCUACUUCGUCCAAAGCUGAGAUUACAAGUGCUUUGACAUUAUUUUUAUUCAUUACUUCUCUACACAGUUUCACUUUUUUCCCUGCAUUACAUCCAGAAAAUUGUAAUGGUUGAGGUAAAACAAUGUUAGCUGUAGGAGCAGGCUGUUCAUUACCCCAAACCUUAUCAAUUAGAUUCUCUUCAAGAGGCAUCAAACAAUGACCAGCAGCAGUUAGACUGGUAUGUAAAACUGCCCAUUCUGUGUAACUUAUUAAAUUAGCAUCUGCUCCAACGGUAGACUUAGGAGGUAAAUUAGAAAUCAACCAUGCAGCUCUGGUUGGAGUAUCUAAUAAACCUUCUUUCAUUAAAGUCCAUGCCUCUGGUGGAUCAAAUUCUGCUAUAGCUUGCACAUAGUAUCUUCCAUCAGUCCAUAGCAUAGCUUUAUUCGGUGUAAUAAUUGCAGUACCAAAAGAACCAGUGAAACCACUUAUGAAACGAAUCCUUUUAUCAUGAUCUCUUAAAUAUUCUGAUUGAUGAGCGUCAUCUGAACUUACAACCAAAGCCUGAAUACCUUUUCCUUUAAGACCACCUAUUUGGACAGCUUCCAUUAAUUCUCGAAGUUUGACUAAUUUAAUAGCACUAGUUUUUUGUGCCAUAUUGAUGUUUGUAUUAUAGCAAGCUUUUAGUACUAUAUAGAAUACUAAAAUAAAAUAAUAUUUGAUUUAAUAUAAAUUUUCGAAAUUAUGUGUGAUUAAUGUGAUAUUUAUUUCUAUUUUACUGAAUAUUGAAAUAUUAAAAAUAAAAUAUGAAUUUAAUAUACUUACUAACGGUACAUAUAUUGUAUAACGGUACGUAUAUGCGAAGAACUUAAUUUAUCCCAUGUAUUUUCAAUUUUAUCGUCACCUUAUCUUAUCGUAACGAGAUAGUCUUAUCCAGACAUUUCAGAAAAUAUUAAACAAUUCUGUCUCUUAUUCCUUAUUGUAAAUAUAAACUAUAAAUUAAAUAUUUUAUAUAUUGAUGUUUGAAAGUAUGACGUCUUCAGUAUCGAUUAUUGUUUUGUAUGAGGUUAGAGAGGACGCGAUGUCUUUCGAUAUUCAGUAAAAUAUUUAUAGGUAAAGUGUACAGUUCAAGCUAUAAUUUUUCCACUCUUAUCUUCAAAAUAAUUUUAGCUUUUGUUAUUCUUGAACUUGAAAUAAAAUAGUAAUAUAUAUUGUAAUUUUUUGCGCUGUUAUAACUUAAUUCACAAAACAAAAUUCUCAUCAGCAUCAUAAUAUAAAUUGAAAAAUAAUUUUUCUCAGUUUCAAUAAUACUUAUUGAAGUGUAUUUUAUAUAUUAAGGUGUAAAAUUAAAAAAUAAUAUAAAAAAUAUAUAACUGUUUAUAUCGAUUAAAAAAGAUUGAUUUGUAAAAAAACAACAGUAUCAUAUUUAUGUAGGAAAUAUAACAUCAUAUGUAAGUAUGUACAUACAUGUACAUAUGCACAAUAUAUGUACAAUAUAUGUACAAGUUGAUAUAAUUUACUACAAAAGGUAAAUCUUUUCUAGGAUGUUAUAUUUAACAAGAUAUUGUACGUCAAUAAUAACAAAAAACAGCAUAAUAAGAUUCCUACCAAUUAAAAAAAAUUUAUAUACAAAUACUCCAAAAUCAAUAGUUACAAAUUCAACCUUUACUUUCAUAAAAAGGAAUUCCAAUUUGUAUAAGGUGCUGUAUAUUAAUUUUUUAAAUUAAACAUACAAAAUAAUACAUUAUUAAAUAAUUUUGUGCUCUAUUGUCAUAGGAUUUAGUUAAAAGGGAUGCCAAUAUGGCAAGAAGCUUUGCAACAAAAUCAGCUGAAAAAUCAAAUAAAUCUGUUGGGAAAUGGUUAUUAACUUGCAGUGGCAUGGUUUUUGUAGCUGUCAUACUAGGAGGUAUAACAAGACUUACAGAAUCAGGUUUAUCCAUGGUUACUUGGAAAUUACUUGGUGAAAAAAUGCCUACCACUGAAAGUCAAUGGCAUGCAGAAUUUGAACGUUACAAGCAAUUUCCUGAGUAUAAGACCAAUAAUCAAAAUAUGAUAUUAGAAGAAUUUAAACGUAUUUGGUGGAUGGAAUAUUUGCACAGAAUGUGGGGACGUUUGAUAGGUGCAGUAUUCAUAAUUCCAGCAACUUAUUUCUGGGCAAAAGGUAUGCUAACACGAAGCAUGAAAAUCAGAGUAGCUGUUUUGGGCUCAUUAAUUGGCUUACAAGGACUUAUGGGUUGGUACAUGGUUAAAUCGGGUCUGGAAGAUCGUUUUGUGGAACCAUCAGAUAUACCUCGUGUUUCACAAUAUCGCCUGGCUACACAUUUAGGAGUGGCACUUAUUAUAUAUACAGGAUUUUUAUAUAAUGCUUUGGAUUAUUUAAUACCUGCUCAAAAAAUAAAUCUUAAUCAUUCAAAUGACAUUACUCUAAAGUUGAAGUUGAAGAGAUUUAGAACAUUAGUUCACUCGACAAAGGGAUUGGUCUUCCUUACCGCUUUAUCAGGAGCUUUCGUUGCAGGCACAGAUGCAGGUCUGAUAUAUAACACGUUCCCAAAAAUGGCAAAUAAAUGGAUACCGGAUGAUAUAUUUAUAUCAUCACCUUUGUUGAAAAAUUUUACAGAAAAUCCAACUACUAUACAGUUCGAUCAUAGAAUACUGGGUAUCACAACUUUAUCAUUAAUAACUUAUAUUGCAACUAUAUCUCGUAAAUAUAAACUUCCUGGAAAUGCAAAGAAAGCUAUUACAGCUGUACUUUAUGCUGGCUAUUUGCAAGUAUUAUUAGGAAUUUUGACAUUAGUAUAUCAUGUACCUGUAUUACUAGGUGUGUGCCAUCAAUCUGGCAGUCUCAUAGUUUUAAGUACAAUGAUAUGGUUGUGUCAUGAAUUAAAAUAUUUGAAAUAUGUAUUAAAAUAAAUUUAUGAUAUCAUAUAACAUUUUAUUAUUUUAUACUGCUCCAAAAUUAACAAAAAAAUGCUACAAUAAUUUCACAACGUGACGCUUUAUUUGACAAUGCAUUAAAUUAUAAUAAUCAAUAUUCAUGGAAAUUAAUUUACAUACAUUUAUUUUAAAGUAAUCAAAGUUUACAAUCAAAGUUUAAGUAUUUCCAUAUUACUAAAUUUUAUUUUUUAAUUUCAUGUUUAAAAGAACAAAUAAAUUUGAAGAUAAUAUUAAACAAAUAUUAGUAGCGUUUUUUUUAGAUUAUACUUUACGAACCUGA